Messenger RNA from Neocloeon triangulifer, 1476 nucleotides. Its product is annotated as lactosylceramide 4-alpha-galactosyltransferase-like. Bases 9 to 1016 code for a protein of 335 amino acids. Gene Ontology annotation, molecular function: hexosyltransferase activity. Lineage: Eukaryota; Metazoa; Arthropoda; Insecta; Ephemeroptera; Baetidae. The transcript is spliced from 2 exons. Gene Ontology annotation, biological process: glycosphingolipid biosynthetic process. The record is from RefSeq and is a predicted model, not a curated record.
UGUUGGCCAUGAGGAGGCGGCUUUUCGUUUCGUGGUACCUGGCACUGCUUGUCGUGUCAUUAAUUGUUUUUUUCGUUAGAAGACGGAGAAAUGCUUGGACUGAACUUUACGAUAUUACCGAUAUGACUCUCAAAGAAGACGGUCCCGCUUUCGACGCAAAAUUUGGUACCAAGGUCGCUUUUUUCAUGGAGACCUCAGGAGAAGGGUACCUCAGGCCCAGAGAGGUUUGCGCCAUCGAGUCAUUGGCCAAGACCAAUCCUGAUAUGCAAGCUGUGCUCGUUUUUACAUACCCAGUGCAGAAUCUCAACCUGAGAAAAAAUCCAACACUAGCAGCAGUGAGUCGCAAGAUGAAAAAUCUCCACAUUGUCACAAUGAACAGCACAAAGGUUUUGUUAAACUCGCCAAUCUUUAGACAAAAAUUGAACAUUUUGCAACAAUCGAAGUUUCCCACCGUUUUCCUCAGUGAUUUUCUGCGAGUUCUUCUUGUUUACACCUUCGGUGGUAUUUAUUUUGACACCGACUUCAUCAUUUUCAAAGACCUUUCACCCUUGCUGGAGAAGAACAACUUCGUUACAAAACCAAAAGGACAACCGCUGGUCAACAGUUGCGUCUUUUCAUUUGAGAGGAAACACCCUUUUGCAGAAAAACUUAUGAAAACAGUGGGUGAAAGGUUCAACCCGAAGAAUUACGCCUCGGCCCCGGCAGCGUUCAAAGUUGCGGUCGAGGAUUUUUUCAAAAUGGAUUUAGAACAGGCCAUUGAGAAAAGUCCCUUUGAAGGAGUAACUGUUAUGGACUACAUUGAAUUUUCACCCAUAUUCUACUACGACUUCAGACAAAUUUUCAAUGAGUCAUUUGUUAGUUUAGCUGAUGAAAUAGUCCGAUCCUCGUAUGCUUCGCAUAUGUGGAAUUACAUGGGCUGGAGUUUAAAGCUGGACCUCAAUUCUAAAGCACCAUACGCAAUUUUGGCCAGACGGUUUUGUCCAAUAACUGUUCAUAAUAUUGAAGGUGGAUUUUAAGUUCCAAAAUUUUGAGUAACAAUUCAACGUCUGCUCCUGUUUGACCCCCUGCAUAUAUGAAUCAAUGCUUUUGUGUAAAUAAAAUAUGCAGUUUAUUUAUAUAAUCGAAACCAAAUAAAGCAUCCACGAAUUCAAAAGCACAAAAUUUGACCUUAAAAAAGAGCGAGAUAAAAGAAACAAAAACAAUAACAGAACUGAACAAAGCGAGACAAAAACAACAACAAAAAGGUGAUUAAAAAAUUUCCAUUAUUGUGUCUUUCUAUCUAAUCGCACAAACUUGUUUCUAUUUGCUAUAUGAACACUUGAAUUGACUAUAGCAAUAAUAGCCAUUACGAUUUCCUAAAAAUGGCAUGCACUGUCAAUAGACCAGGAAAAUAUAUAAUUAAAUUUUUUAUUGCUCAAAGAAUUAAUUUAAUUUUGUUCAAAUGUGCUUUUCAUCUGUGCACACUAUAAAUGAUUA